AUGUGCAACGACUCACCCAUCAAGAAUAAAUACGUCUUACUAGUUUUCCAAUGCCUCGCAAUGAUAUUUAUCUCAAUAGACACAUUUAAUAAUGUACCCGAUUCUGCAAGAAAAACAAAUUACAUCGAAUUCGUGCUAUCCGAUGCAAAACGCUUUUUGAUAUUAGGAUUUAUAUUCUUAUUAUUUACUUCUAUAAAAUUUAUUUUCGCAUGGAUAGAUUCGUUAUUUAAAACCAAAGAAUCAACAAAGUGUCGAAGAGAUUUAUCGAUUGGAUACGGUGGUCUCGUGGCGUGUGGAAUUGCAGUUCAUGUCUUGAUGGUUAAGCAAAGGCGGAGUGAGCACUACACUCGCGAACUCCUCUUCCCACUCUUGUUCCCAAUCUAUAUAAUUUUUCUCUUCAUCAACUCCCACAUCGGCGCCUACAAAUCCUGCCAGAACGAAAUCCAGAACAGUGUCAUCAAAGUGAUCGUGGCGCUUGCUCAUUUAUCAUAUUUGUUUGUCAAUAAAUUUGAAAAAAACGGAUUGGAGCCUCUGAUUUAUACUAUACUUUAUGCACCUUGCUCAAUGGAGUUUUUCGCCGUUUUGCUGUGUGGAGUUAGGAUUGUGGAAUUUGAAGAAAGAUCAUUUUGGUUCAAAAUGGAUGAUCGAAAAUAUCGUCAGGCGCAUCGAUUGCGUGUAGUUUUGAACAGGCAACAACACCCCCUCAUCGAAUGCCAAAUCUGCACGCGCCGCUACAACACCACGCCUACAGUAAUCCCCAGAAUGCUAGUCGGUUGUGGACAUACAGUAUGCCAGGAGUGUAUCCAAGAGCUCAUUGACCUUGAAAAUGGACUAGUUCUGUGUCCUUUUUGCAGGAAGGCUACUAGUUUGGCAGACGGAGAUACAACUCAACUUCCUAUCAACUAUGCAGUGAUGGACAUCGUUCAGUGA
Molecule: messenger RNA, 930 nt
Organism: Caenorhabditis remanei
Lineage: Eukaryota; Metazoa; Nematoda; Chromadorea; Rhabditida; Rhabditidae
Exons: 5
Coding region: 1-930 (309 amino acids)
Source: RefSeq, a predicted model, not a curated record